Arvicanthis niloticus (Nile rat) is the source of this 2329-nucleotide messenger RNA. It is a transcript of the gene Erg, whose product is annotated as ETS transcription factor ERG. Gene Ontology annotation, cellular component: nucleus. Gene Ontology annotation, biological process: regulation of transcription by RNA polymerase II; cell differentiation. Gene Ontology annotation, molecular function: sequence-specific DNA binding; DNA-binding transcription factor activity, RNA polymerase II-specific. NCBI's taxonomy places the organism in Eukaryota, Metazoa, Chordata, Mammalia, Rodentia, Muridae. The record is from RefSeq and is a predicted model, not a curated record.
UCAGGUUGUUCUAAGAUCAGGUGACCCUAAGAAAAGCUGCGGUGGUCAACAGUGGACAAGAUGACUCCCAGAGGAGAAAGAUGCGCGGCGGAACCAAGGGACAAUCAGAGUUGUCCCGGGUUCUGCAUGGCUGGUGAGUGACCUGGCCUGCUGAAGGCCAUGAUCCAGACGGUCCCUGACCCAGCAGCUCAUAUUAAGGAGGCCUUGUCAGUCGUGAGCGAGGACCAGUCACUAUUUGAGUGUGCCUACGGAACACCACACCUGGCUAAGACAGAGAUGACCGCAUCCUCUUCCAGUGACUAUGGCCAGACAUCCAAGAUGAGUCCCAGAGUCCCUCAGCAGGACUGGCUGUCUCAAACCCCAGCCAGGGUCACCAUCAAGAUGGAGUGUAACCCUAGUCAGGUGAACGGUUCCAGGAACUCACCUGAUGAAUGCAGUGUGAGCAAAGGUGGGAAGAUGGUGGGCAGCCCGGAUACCGUGGGCAUGAGCUACGGCAGCUACAUGGAGGAGAAGCACAUGCCGCCCCCCAAUAUGACCACAAAUGAACGCAGAGUGAUCGUCCCUGCAGAUCCUACUCUGUGGAGCACAGACCAUGUGCGGCAGUGGCUGGAGUGGGCGGUGAAAGAAUAUGGCCUUCUCGACGUGGACGUCUUAUUAUUUCAGAAUAUUGACGGGAAGGAGUUGUGCAAGAUGACCAAGGAUGACUUCCAGAGGCUCACUCCGAGCUACAACGCCGACAUUCUUCUCUCACAUCUCCACUACCUCAGAGAGACUCCCCUUCCACAUCUGACUUCCGAUGACGUUGAUAAGGCUUUACAAAACUCUCCACGGUUAAUGCAUGCUAGAAACACAGAUUUACCUUACGAGCCUCCCAGGAGAUCAGCCUGGACCGGCCACAGCCAACCCAACCCUCAGUCCAAAGCUGCUCAGCCAUCUCCCUCUGCAGUGCCCAAAACUGAAGACCAGCGUCCUCAGUUAGAUCCUUACCAGAUCCUGGGACCCACCAGUAGCCGCCUUGCUAACCCAGGUAGUGGCCAGAUCCAGCUGUGGCAGUUCCUGCUCGAACUCCUGUCUGACAGCUCCAACUCCAACUGCAUCACCUGGGAAGGCACCAACGGGGAGUUCAAGAUGACAGACCCAGACGAGGUGGCUCGGCGCUGGGGGGAGCGAAAGAGCAAGCCCAACAUGAACUAUGACAAACUCAGCCGCGCCCUCCGCUACUACUACGACAAAAACAUCAUGACCAAGGUGCAUGGGAAACGCUACGCCUACAAGUUUGACUUCCACGGGAUCGCCCAGGCCCUGCAGCCCCACCCCCCUGAGUCAUCCCUGUACAAGUACCCCUCCGACCUGCCGUACAUGGGCUCCUAUCACGCCCACCCCCAGAAGAUGAACUUCGUGGCUCCCCACCCUCCAGCCCUCCCAGUCACCUCUUCCAGUUUCUUUGCUAGCCCGAACCCAUACUGGAAUUCACCAACUGGGGGCAUCUACCCGAACACUAGGCUCCCAGCCGGCCAUAUGCCCUCUCACCUGGGUACCUACUACUAGAGACCAGAUGGAGGCCUUUCCCAACAGUGUACAAUCGCCUAGCGGUCGCCACAAACUCAGAGAACACAAAUCAAAAGUGCCUCGUGAGGAAUGGAAAUGGUUGGCCAGAGCUGGGGAAGGAAGCCAGGGAAAGAAAACCAAAGACUCGCAGGGGAGGGUGGGCACCCCCCAAGUAUUACUACAGAAAUAGAAGAAGCUCAAAAUAGACUGUACGUGGACAUAUAACCUGUGGUCCACCCUCGUCAAAGACAUUGUAUGUAGAGAAGCAUGACCCAUGAGAAAAACUCCCCGAGGAAGUGGCCUUAACUAGUGUACAAACUGUAGAGUGUGGGACUUUGCUUGUGCCUACCAGGAUUCAGUGAAAGCAAUAGAACAGUAUCAGUCUUGGCCUAACACACCAUGUAUGAUGUCAUUUGAAGGGAAACUACCUGUGUUUGAAAACAAACCAUAUCAAAACCAAAGAAGAAGACAAAAAUAAAUAAAUAAAUGAGUAAAUAAAUGAAUGAAUGAAUAAAAUGGCAGCCCCCCCACAGACCACAAUGGCUGUGGACUUUCUUGGCUGGCAUUUGCUGUUUUCGUUGAAAUCAGAUUCAUUCCAUGUGAUAGAGAGCUGACAGCUCUGUCAAACUGUGAAGCUGACCCAGGGACUCUUCUCCUUUUCAGUAUUACCGGAAAUGUGAGCCGUGUGGGUGGGCGGGGGAUGUGCACGUUGUUGUGAGUAUGGGAUUAUGGAAUGGAGGAAGAGGUAGAGGAGGAGGGGGUGAGGGAGGAAGUAGAGGAG